Messenger RNA from Rhipicephalus microplus (southern cattle tick), 2232 nucleotides. Its product is annotated as neprilysin-21. Gene Ontology annotation, cellular component: plasma membrane. Lineage: Eukaryota; Metazoa; Arthropoda; Arachnida; Ixodida; Ixodidae. Gene Ontology annotation, molecular function: metalloendopeptidase activity. Gene Ontology annotation, biological process: protein processing. The record is from RefSeq and is a predicted model, not a curated record.
AUGGGCAUCGUCUGCACCAUCUUCACGGUCAAGCUCAAGAUACAGACCGAGUACAUUCUGCGCGCUCUCGAGAGCUUCUACUCGCAGCAGCAGAUGACCGAAAAGCCGGCCGGCGAGUGCAAGACGGCGUCCUGCCACUGGCACAGCGACUACCUUUGGGGCCGUCUCAACGAAUCGGUCGAUCCGUGCCAGGACUUCUACGCGCAUGUCUGCUCCUCUGCCUGGUUUCGAGAGGACGGCCAGCUGAGCGACCAGCCGUACGCAGACUUCUCGGUUGCUCAGUUGCUUGCGGACGUUCGAGACUCGCUGACUCUCUACGGAAGCCGGCAGCCAGAGAGUGGGCAUGGUGCUUGGAGCUUUCCGGUGCAGGCCGUGUCGCUGCUCCAUCUCUGUCACCGGGCGUCGUCGUCGUCCUCUUCAACCAGUGGUUGGAACGAAGUCCACGAUGUGCUAUUUCGAGUGGGCCUUGGCGGCUGGCCAUUCGCGGACGAGCCUCCAGCCGAUUGGAGCCUUCUUCCGGUGCUGGCGGGCCUUGAGCGCGACGUGGGUGAAGGAGUGCUGGCCAACGUAGCACUGCGCAGGGACCUCUCGCAGGCGGAUGAGUACCAGCUGCACGUGGACCCACCCGAGACGCUGCUUCACAAGUUCCUGCUCCAUCGACGCUCAUCCAACUCACUGGUAGAGUAUGAGACCCAACUGGCGCAGCUCCUGUCCUCGGCGGCCGGCGGCAAUGCGAGUGGCGCUGCUGUGGUCAAUGCGAGCAUUAGCAGGGACUCGGUGUACUCACGUCUCGCCGCUGACCUGGUGGCCUUCGAGAAGCGACUGGAAGCUAUCCGCGCAGCCCCAUUGCUGCCCCUAGAACAGCGAUAUGUGCGCGCGGGACAGCUUGGCGCCGUAGCCAAGUGGAACUGGACCACCUUCUUGGCCGAGACGUUCCACGGCACGCGCACUGUGGUCCACAACACAACCGUCGUCUGUGACCGGUGCACCUACUUCAGCAAGGCCACGCUACUGGUGCAGGAGACGCCACAGAGGACGUUGGCCAACUACGCCGGCGUGAAGCUGAUAGUCCUGCUGUCACCGCUGCUGUCUGCCGAUGAGUCCUGGUCGGCCUUCGUGACAAAACUGGCAAGCAGGGGCCUAAGUGGACUGAGCGAGAGGCUGGAAGCCUGCCUCAGCCUGCUGGAACGGACCUACCACUACGGUACAGCCAUGCUGGCGCGCAUGUCACUGGGCCGCCAGUUCUCCACUGUGUAUCGGACUCAGUACGACCGGCAACUGGCUGCGCUCGCCUCUUCGGUGCUACACUCGGCCAGCCAGCGUGCCUCGCGCCUCGCUUUCCUGCGAUCGGAUGAGAGGCGCAAGGCGCAGUCCAAGCUACAAGCCAUGUCCUUCCAGGUGUUUGGCACAGCACCGAGCCUGUACUGGCCGGCGCUCUACUACGGUGUCUCGUCGCCCCUGCUUAGGGAGUCCGAGCCGCUGGUAAGCACCGUCACCCUGCUGAGGCACACACGACGUGUCUACCUCUUGUCGAAGGUGCCCAACCUCGACCUCGAUGCUCGGUACCCGCUCCGGGUGUUCGGUGCUCCCAACAGCUACUACUACCCGCUGCGAAACCUUCUUUUCCUGCCGCAGAGCCUGGUGGCCUUCCUGACACGCGUCUCGAACACCAUCGACGCGCCUUUCAUUCCCGUCAUUGGUCGGCCCAUCCUGGCGGAGGCCUUGCGCGCCAUCGACGCGCUUGACGGCAGGCACAUAGACGACGUGCUCUCACUGCAAACCUGGUGGGGCCACAACUCGAGCGCUCGCUUCGACCGUCUGACACGCUGCUUGCUGGACCAGUACGCCGCGAUCUUCUGGUCUUCGACUUCCGGAAGUGUCAGCGCCAACUGGCGCGAGAACGUGGACGUGCACGCGCUCUUUCGCGACGUGGCGUCUGUGGGGCCGCUGCUGGAAGCGUUCCGGCAGCGUCCAGGCUCCGACAAGAUCACCGUACGCGUGAGUCGCAAGCGAGUGCUCGAUCCUACGCAGCUGUUCUUCGUGAACUUUGCGCUCUCGCUGUGCGACCAUCAUGGACGCGGGACGAUGGGCCGCCUGCAGACCAAGCUUGGGUUGGUGCCAAACGCCGUGCGCGUCAACCUGGCGCUCGCGAACUCGAGGGAGUUCGCUCGCGCUUUCAAGUGCAGCCCCAACCGGACGAUGGCUCCGGCGACACGGUGCAGAACCUGGUGA